AUGAGGGUGUCAGUGCCGGGGCCGGCGGCCGCCGCGGUCCCCACGGCCGGCCGCGAACCGACGCCCGGGGGGGGCGCCGUCGCGGCCUCGGGAGCCGCGGUUCCCGGUUCGGUGCAGCUGGCGCUGAGCGUGCUGCACGCGCUGCUCUACGCCGCGCUCUUCGCCUUUGCCUACCUGCAGCUGUGGCGGCUGCUCCUGUACCGCGAACGGCGGCUCAGUUACCAGAGCCUCUGCCUCUUCCUGUGUCUCGCGUGGGCAGCGCUCAGGACCACGCUCUUCUCGGCCGCCUUCUCCCUCAGCGGCUCUCUGCCCCUGCUGCGGCCACCCUCUCGCCUGCACUUCUUCCCGCACUGGCUGCUCUACUGCUUCCCCUCCUGCCUCCAGUUCUCCACGCUCUGUCUCCUCAACCUCUACCUGGCAGAGGUCAUAUGUAAAGUCAGAUGUGCCACUGAACUUGACAAACACAAAAUUCUACUGCAUUUGGGCUUUAUUCUGGCAAGCCUUCUCUUCUUAGCAGUGAACUUGACCUGUGCAAUGCUAGUCCACGGAGAUGUCCCUGAAAAUCAAUUGAAAUGGACUGUGUUUGUUCGAGCAUUAGUUAACGAUAGCUUGUUUAUUCUCUGUGCCAUCUCUUUAGUUAGUUACAUAUGCAAAAUUACAAAAAUGUCAUCAGCAAAUGUCUACCUCGAAUCAAAGGGUAUGUCUCUGUGCCAGACUGUCAUCGUGGGCUCUGUGGUCUUUCUUCUCUACUCUUCCAGAGCUUGUUACAAUCUGGUAGUGAUCACCAUAUCGCAGGAUACCUUAGAGAGUCCGUUUAAUUAUGGCUGGGAUAAUCUUUCAGAUAAGGCUCGGGGGGAAGAUGGAAAUGGAGGAGACUACAUGGUCUUCGGAAUGGUCCUCUUUCUGUGGGAGCAUGUACCAGCAUGGUCGGUGGUACUGUUUUUCCGGGCACAGAGAUUAAACCAGAAUCUGGCUCCCGCUGGCGUGAUCAGCAGCCACAGCUACAGCUCCAGGGCUUUCUUUUUUGACAAUCCAAGACGGUAUGACAGCGACGACGACUUGCCAAGACUGGGGAGCUCACGGGAAGGAAGCUUAUCAAACCCGCAGACGCUGGGCUGGUACGGCACCAUGGCCGGGUGUGGUGGCAGCACAUACACGGUCACCCCCCCGCUGAACGGACCUGUGACGGACACUGCCCCUUUGCUCUUCACGUGCAGUAACUUGGAUCUGAGGAACCACCAUAGCUUAUACGUAACCCCACAAAACUGACGGCUUCCCCGGGGCAGAAGCCUCGGACCAUUCUUCACGAACGCGUGCGUGUUUCCGGCAUCUCUAAACCCACCUGCAUCAACACGGCAUCACCUGUCCCGACUAACAAAGAACAUCUGCAGGCGCGGCUGUGCUUCGUGGGUCUCCGCGUCCUGACCUCCGCCCAGCGAGACGUGAAGUUUGCAGGAGAAGAGAUCGGACGCUAAGGUACUCGGUGACCUCAGAACCUCCUAACUUUGGGGCACCCUGCACACAUUUGCAUAUUUGCACUUUCACCUAUGUUUGGAAAGAAUACUCUGCAGUCCCCAAGGCCACACGCUUGAGUAUUCACACCAGAAUAUUACUGCACACUAAAUCGGGAGGCAGUUUUCCACACAAAUCAAAACCUAGAAACCCGAUGGCGUACUCCACCUGACCCAGUGACAGCUUUAAAGUGUGAUCAGUGCACAGAAUUAAGGAUUUAAAAUGCAUCUUUCUUUUAAAAAAAAAAAAAUCUAAAAACGUGAAACACUUAAGACAGUUUUUUAAAGCAUGCUUUGAAAAGUGUCAAUUUUAAUUACUCCAUUAUUUUAAACAAGGGAUAGUAGAAACCCUUCAGGUGCUGCUGGCUGGCAGUGUUCUUUGGAAAAGCCAGACGGGUUUCUUUGAGAGGAGCAGUAAGCCAAGAGGAGACCGUGUGGCUUUGAGGAGGACUGGUCAAGUGGCUAUUUUGUGACUAAGUAGCAGUUUAAGCAUGAUUCUUCCAGAAGCAAUAGUGACCUUUGCAUAGGGGGCUUCGGUAAAAUGUCUUGGGACUAAACAAGUUUACAGAUGCGUUUAGGGAUUCUUCAUUGGAAAAAGAAAAAGUGCUAAGUUAAAAACAGUAUUCUUUAAAAAGCAUUCAAUUUGUCCAAAAGGGGGUGGAGCUCAUCCUUCCUUACUGAGUCAAAACUGACCUCAGGUAGACUAAAUCAGGAGGCAUUUUGCAGUGAGCUAAAGUGCAAUACUUAAUAAAGUGUAUAAUCAGUACUUUAUAACCCACCUUUAUUUUUCAUGUUUUGUACCUUGUAUAUGGCCUAAACCAAAUUAAAUUAAUCCCAAUCAAUUCCAGCAUUAGAUUAGCAAGCAAACAGGAGAAAUGCUAAGAGGUUCACAAGAUUGGAAUAUUUUAGGAUUUCAUUAAAACUAUCUUAAACAUGA
Molecule: messenger RNA, 2448 nt
Organism: Rattus rattus (black rat)
Lineage: Eukaryota; Metazoa; Chordata; Mammalia; Rodentia; Muridae
Gene: Gpr137c
Product: G protein-coupled receptor 137C
Biological process (GO): positive regulation of TORC1 signaling
Cellular component (GO): lysosomal membrane
Source: RefSeq, a predicted model, not a curated record